Molecule: messenger RNA, 1908 nt
Organism: Anopheles coluzzii
Lineage: Eukaryota; Metazoa; Arthropoda; Insecta; Diptera; Culicidae
Product: amyloid-beta A4 protein
Exons: 2
Coding region: 1347-1814 (155 amino acids)
Molecular function (GO): serine-type endopeptidase inhibitor activity
Source: RefSeq, a predicted model, not a curated record
AGCUAUUACUUAGCGAUUAAAUUAAAAUUUGUCAUUUUGAUAAAACGACGCCAAUCCAUCCUGUACUGGACUCAUGAUCGGUAUGAUUUUCACACACCCUCAAUUGGACCCAAACAUCCACCCACCAGCCUUUUCCAAUCGCAACAAUGACGUCAGUGUGCAAAAUACCCAAUCCCUCUGGUGAUUCCAACCGGACGCGCAAUGGUUUAUUCAACGGCAAAUGGAAUUCGCACCAACACGCGCCCGUACGCACGCACGCACUCACGCACCGCCAGCAAGGGGGACGACGUGACGUCGCUUUAAAGGGGCGAGCUCACUACGGCCCCGUUUGUGACCAGCAUUAGGAAACAGUUACUCAAUAUGUUUACCUCGUGCCGGUAGGCUUGUUUGUUUGGUUUCGUUUCGGUGUCGGUGUGGCAGGGUGUUUUGUUCCAUGGCCAUCAGGCGACAAAACAAACUGUGCCAGCAGCUUGCGACGCCAUUCAACCAGCUCAUUCCGGGAUGUGAAUGCUGGGCUGGGAUUUUCCCAACUAGUACCGAGUAAGCAGCGGUGUACAAACGAACCAGCUGAUCGAUCGAGCGAUCGAUCGAUAGGGUGAAAAUUCCGGCGCUUUCUAUUUUCCCACCCCGGCCGGCCGCUAUUUCCGCAAGUUGCCGCUUGAUUGCCCACUCCCACCGUUUGGUGACAGUCGGACAGACGCCUGUCAACCACAAAUCAAUGUACACUAAGUCCGGUGAAGCAAUCGCUAAAUGGCAACAUCUAAAGGCCCCCGAAAACCGAAAGCGCAUAAUGUGAUUCACCUCACAGUGUCCGGUCAACGGCCGGUGUGGUGACCGUGCAGCAUACACCCAUGUCCCAGCAUAUCCCACCCAAACAAACAUGCCAAACGGUGUGCCCCUACCCGCGAGUCGGUUCGUCGCUUGAUGCAACGUUGCGAUCGUUUGGUUUUGCGGUCGUACAAGCGUUGCAGUCACCGGGUGGAGGGAAAGGGUAGCAGCAGAGCACUUCUCAUACCGGUUUGUGAGGCGCGCGCUCUCGUGCUGUCGUCAUCACUUUUUUUUCGUUUUGUUAAAAAGUGGGUGCUUUUGUUACAACCGUUACGCCGCAGCAUCCGUGACGUGUGGUGUCGAUCGCGAGCGCAAACAAAUAUAAGACCGCACGGCACGGACGGACACGAGCUCAGUAGCAAAAGUGAACCGUGCCCGAACGGAACGGAAAAGAAAACAAAUUAGAAAAAAGUGUGCUUAAAGUGACUGUCGUGUGGAAUUUCUCUGAUCGGAAGUUCGCAGCAGAAAUCGUAACGUGCAAAGAGGACGUGAACAUUACUACAACCGCUCAGUACAAAAUGAUGAUGUGCCGGAAAAGAAACACCACCCAGCCACGGGUGUCACUCACAGUGGCCAGUGUCCUACUUUUCGCCAGUGUUGUGCUACUCUCCCUACUGCCCGAACCAUCCGUCGCCCAACCGAUCGAUAUGCUCGAUCAAAUCGGUUCAGAAAGUCGACGAAUGUUCUACAAAAUGCUCGAAUAUCUGGGCGACUACGACGAGCUGGAGGACGACGGUGGGCCCCAGGAGCGGGAAGAAAACGGUGGCUCGCUGCCGCUGCAAACGAGCAAUCGGGUCGAGGCGGCCGGACGCGACGAGCAGUGCAAGCUACCGCCUCGCCGGGGAGUGUGCCGUGCGCUUCUACCCCGCUUCAGAUACGACCCAGCGCAGAAGGAAUGCAUCGAGUUCAAAUUCGGAGGCUGCGACGGCAACGCAAACAACUUCAUGUCCUACAAGCAGUGCAUGGAGGCCUGUAAAGGAGUCUAGGCAGUGUGAGAAAGAUGCCAUUGAACCGGUGUUUGUGCUCGGUUCUGGAACUUCUUCAAUCUUCUAAGAACUACCCGUUCCCCCCCCCCCCCCC